UCAUGCCACAAGAGUUGUAUAAAUAAAACAAAACAAAAUUGGAAAAUAAAAUGAAUAAUGGAAAUAUUAAACGCCUUCAAAAGAAACUAAGUGUUUCUAAAAAGCCUGCCGUCACAGUGGACUCACCCUUGGCCAAGUAUGACUCCUCAGGAACCUUGACCUGUAUAAUUUGCAGGAUUCCCAUAAAGCCCAGCGUUUGGAAGGUGCACAUCAACUCCAAGCAACACAAACUGAAUGUGGAUCAAGCCAAGCAGAACAAGAUUGAAAAACCUGUCACUAAUUCGGUCCCAAAGGAACCACCGUCCCCAUCUUUUAAGGCUCCUCUUGCUGUAAAAUCCGACACACAGCCGAUAAACACUUUACAGACGAGCCAGGAGAAAAAUCGUCCUAUCAUUCAAGAAAAAAGUCCUCAACCAAAUACAAAUAACAAACCAGUUAAAGAAUCUGUCACCGAACAAUUGCCCGAAAAGUUCUUUGACGAGGAUAAGACUAACAAAACUGAAGCUGCCCGACUUCAAGACGAAGAAUGGCAGCGAUUCCAACAGGAGAUCAAGAAAGCUGCUACAGAAUCUAGUGUUAUUGUAGCCGACGAGCAAGAGGACAUCAAUCUCAAGAGACACAUUAAGGAAAUAGACGAGCAGAUUGAUAAUUGGAAGAGGUUCAUUAAAAUAAAUGAUCAAAAAACUAUGCUCCUGAAUAAAAAGCGAAAAGUUAACCCGAAAGUGGAAAUCGACCCUGAAUUAAGUUCAAGCGAAGAAGACUGUAGUGUGGAUGAUUUGUACGACUGGAGAACGAAGAACUUGCACAGAUAAGAGUUAUUUUAAUUAAAAUGUUACUGUUAAAAAACACAAAA
Molecule: messenger RNA, 853 nt
Organism: Drosophila ficusphila
Lineage: Eukaryota; Metazoa; Arthropoda; Insecta; Diptera; Drosophilidae
Product: zinc finger protein 830
Exons: 2
Coding region: 51-812 (253 amino acids)
Biological process (GO): nuclear DNA replication; mitotic DNA damage checkpoint signaling; mitotic DNA replication checkpoint signaling
Cellular component (GO): nucleus; spliceosomal complex
Molecular function (GO): nucleic acid binding; zinc ion binding
Source: RefSeq, a predicted model, not a curated record